Onthophagus taurus is the source of this 2472-nucleotide messenger RNA. RefSeq names its product replication protein A 70 (gene RpA-70). NCBI's taxonomy places the organism in Eukaryota, Metazoa, Arthropoda, Insecta, Coleoptera, Scarabaeidae. Gene Ontology annotation, molecular function: DNA binding. Gene Ontology annotation, cellular component: nucleus. The record is from RefSeq and is a predicted model, not a curated record. Gene Ontology annotation, biological process: DNA repair; DNA replication; DNA recombination.
CCCUCCAAAACCAAUAACCAAUACUCAACGGACCUUGAACCGGUACAAGCUACAAUUUCAUUCGGUUUUUUGUGUGUAUUAAAACAAUAUUAAAACGUGUUGAAGUUUUAUUUUAUGUUAAAAUACAAUGGAUGUGCCUAAAUUAACGGAAGGCUCUUUAAAGGUCAUCAUGCAAGGUGGUCAAAUUGAUAAACCCGUUAUGCAAGUGCUCGGAUGUAAAUUACUUCCUAGUGGCAAUAGCUCAAGCAAAGAACGUUAUCGACUUUUGCUUUCUGAUGGAGUCAACUACAUCACGUUUGCGAUGUUAACUACUCAGGUCCAUAGUGGGGAGCUAAGCAGCUUUUCCAUUAUAAGAAUCAACAAAUAUGUUAGUACAGUUAUUAAUAAUACAGGAAAAAGCGAAAAAAAGCUUUUGGUUCUACUUGAUAUUGAUGUAUUGGUAGAUGGUUCUAAAUUAGAAAAAAUUGGAGAACCUUUACAAUUACCUGAUAGUUUAGAACAGAUUGAAAGUAGUAAUCACAGCAACAAUAAUGUUUCGAAUGUUUCAAAACCUGUUGUUAGUGGAUCUUCAAGUGUGGCUCCAAAGAAAAAUGGCAUUGAUUUGAAUAGUACCUCUUUACAGGAUUGCCUUCAUAAUCCAAUUGCUAGUAUAAGUCCAUAUCAAAACAAAUGGGUUAUUAAAGCUAGAGUAAGUAAUAAAUCCGCAAUAAGAACAUGGUCAAACUCAAGAGGUGAAGGAAAACUGUUUUCAAUGGAUCUUAUUGAUGAAAGUGGUGAGAUUAGAGCAACCGCUUUUAGAGAUUUGGUUGAUAAAUUUUACGACAUGAUUGAGGUUGAUAAAGUUUACUAUAUUAGUAAAUGUCUCGCAAAAAUGGCUAAUAAACAAUACACCAGCAUUAAAAAUGAUUAUGAAUUAACAUUAACCAAUGAUACAAUAAUUCAACCAUGCGAAGAUGAUAUAGAUGAGAUUCCACAAACUCAGUUUAAUUUUAUCUCGAUUGAUAAAAUCAGUAAUAUUGUAACUGGAUCUAUGGUGGAUGUAAUUGGUGUAUGCAAAAGUGCCACUGAUGUCCAAACAUUUAAUGCUAAAUCGACCGGAAGAGAAUUAAAAAAGAGGGAAGUCACUCUUGUCGAUACAACGAAUACUGGAGUUAGUUUGACUUUAUGGGGAGCCGAUGCUGAAAAAUUUGAGGAUACAUCAAACCCAAUUGUUGCUUUAAAAGGGGUAAAAGUUGGCGAAUUUGGAGGUGGAAAAAAUAUAAGUUUAAUAGGUGGAAGUAUUAUGAGGGUGAAUCCUGAUAUUCCAGAAGCUCAUAAACUUAGAGGAUGGUUUGAUAAUGAUGGAAUGGGUCUUGAGGUUAAUAAUAUUAGUGCACGUACUGGUGGUGGAAACUUUCAGACGGAAUGGAUGAAUCUUAGAGCUGUUAAAGAAGCCGGUUUGGGUCGUUCUGAAAGAGGCGAUUAUUACCAAGUUAAAGCAACAGUUAUUUUAUUAAGAUCUGAUAAAAUGUUGUAUAAAGCAUGUGCUAAUGAAGGGUGUAAUAAGAAAGUUGUCGACCUUGAAAAUGGAAUGUUUAGAUGCGAAAAAUGUGCAAGAGAAUACCCUGGUUUUAAAUAUAGAUUACUUGGAAGUGCCAAUAUUAGUGAUUGGAGUGGUAAUCAAUGGAUCAGUAUGUUUUCAUCAGAAGUGGAAAAAAUUAUUGGUGCCACUGCUGAAGAAGCUGGUAAUGCUGUACAAAUGGAUAUGAAUGCCCUCGCUGAAAUUGGGAAUAAAGCAAAUUUUAAGCAGUUUGUAUUUAAAUGCAGAGCUAAAUACGAAUCAUACAAUGAUGAAACCAGGCUUAAAACUGUAGCAGUGAGAGUCGAUACAAUUAACUAUAAAGAAUAUAACAAUCAUUUAAUCACCAGAAUCAAACAAUUAAUGUCUGAGUAAAAAUAUUUUUAAGUUAUGUUUUAAUAGUUAUAUGUUUUGUUUUUAUGUUAGGUUACUAUAUACAUUAAGUAGUUUGGUUAAUAUAAUAGAUUUACAUAACAUCUUUUUAUGGACAAAUAUUUCCUAAUAUUUGUUAUACAGAAAAUGAUAUGAACAUUUUGUACUCUGAAUCAAAAUUUUUUUUGGGUAUAAAAUCCUUUUUUGUUACCAUCACUAGUUAAAAAUAAAAAUGAAUAGAAUUUGAUGGCUUACACAUCCCUUAUUGAUAAGUUUUUUUUUCUUAUAUUCUUUUAUAUUUUGCAUAGUAUAUUUUUAUAAACCCCUAGUUUUUAAUUCCAUUAUUCUUUUUAAGCAUAAAAAGACCACUGUAUUUUCUGGUGUAAUCAGAACAUCUAAUGUUUGAGUACUAAGGUUUUUUCUUACUAUCACUAUUUAAAAAAAUAUACAAUAUUAUAAUUUAUUUCAUCGUAAUUACAUAUUUUAAGACCUUUUCAUGUUGAUUUUUUGCGUAAUAAUUAAAACUGAAACGGGAUUUCUUA